AUGGAGGCACUUCAGUUCAACGUGGACAACGGCUACCUCGAGGGCAUCGUUCGCGGUUACCGGGGGGCGCUCCUCACCCAGAACAACUACCACAACCUGACACAGUGCGAGAACCUUGAGGACUUUCGUCUCCAGCUCUCAGCGACCGACUAUGGAAACUUCCUUGCCAAUGAGCCCCUUCCUCUCUCCACAGCCACCAUCGCGGACAAGUUCAACUACCUCAGGACGAACGCCGUUGAGCCGCUGGCCAAGUUCCUCGACUACAUUACGUACGCGUACAUGAUCGACAAUGUUAUUCUCCUCACCCUCGGUACCCUGCACGAGCGCGACACCCACGAGCUCUUGGAGCGCUGCCACCCGCUAGGAUGGUUCGACACCCUGCCAGCUCUCUGUGUUGCUACGAACGUCGAGGAGCUUUACCACACUGUACUCGUCGAGACCCCCCUUGCCCCCUACUUCCGCGACUGCCUUUCAGCUCAGGACUUGGACGACCUCAACAUCGAGAUUAUCAGGAAUUCGCUGUACAAGGCGUACCUCGAGGACUUCUACAAGUUCUGUCAGACCCUUCCCUCUCCGACGGGAGAGGUCAUGCAGCGUAUCCUUGCAUUUGAGGCCGAUCGCCGAUCGAUCAACAUCACGAUCAACUCGUUCGGCACUGAGCUCACCAAGGAGCAGCGUGCGCGUCUCUUCCCCACUGUCGGUCGUCUGUAUCCCGAGGGCAACAACGCUCUUGCCCGUGCCGAUGAUGUCGAGCAGGUUGUCGCGGCUGUCGACUACGUUCCGGACUACAAGCGGUUCUUCGACAAGGCGGGAACCUCGAGCACGGGACAGGGCAACAACGAGGAGUCCGGAUCGAGCCUGGAGGACGAGUUCUUCAAGCACGACGUCGACCUGAACAAGAAGAGCUUCCUGCAGCAGUUCCAGUACUCGGUCUUCUACUCAUUCAUCAAGCUGAAGGAGCAGGAGGUGCGUAACCUGACGUGGAUCGCCGAGUGCAUCGCCCAGGACGCGCGUGAGAGGAUCAACGAUUACAUUCCGAUUUUCUAG
Molecule: messenger RNA, 1047 nt
Organism: Trichosporon asahii var. asahii CBS 2479
Lineage: Eukaryota; Fungi; Basidiomycota; Tremellomycetes; Trichosporonales; Trichosporonaceae
Product: vacuolar ATP synthase subunit d
Exons: 3
Coding region: 1-1047 (348 amino acids)
Biological process (GO): proton transmembrane transport; vacuolar acidification; vacuolar transport
Cellular component (GO): fungal-type vacuole membrane; proton-transporting V-type ATPase, V0 domain; vacuolar proton-transporting V-type ATPase complex
Molecular function (GO): proton-transporting ATPase activity, rotational mechanism
Source: RefSeq, a predicted model, not a curated record